This is a messenger RNA of Cucumis melo (muskmelon), 2371 nucleotides long. RefSeq names its product beta-glucuronosyltransferase GlcAT14B-like. Bases 628 to 1890 code for a protein of 420 amino acids. Gene Ontology annotation, cellular component: membrane. Gene Ontology annotation, molecular function: glucuronosyltransferase activity. The record is from RefSeq and is a predicted model, not a curated record. The transcript is spliced from 5 exons. NCBI's taxonomy places the organism in Eukaryota, Viridiplantae, Streptophyta, Magnoliopsida, Cucurbitales, Cucurbitaceae.
CCCAAACUUAGCUGCAAGAAAUCCAAACCCCAAAGAACCAAAGACCUUUUUUUUUUUUUCGUUUUCCCUUUCUCUCUCUCUCUCUCUCUCUCUCUCUCUCAUUUCUAUGAUAUAAACACUCGUCCUUCUCCUUCCCCCUUUUGCCCAAAAAAAAGGCUCUUCCCCCAUUUCCAACAAUCUCAAUCGCUCUAAAUCCCCCAUUCCUUAACUCCUUCCUUUAUUAUUUAUAAUUCCACUUUGUUUUCACCUUGCACCAACGCCAUUGCUCAAGAACGGCAGGUUUCUCUUUUGUACUUCCUUUUCCUUUUCUCUCUUUUUAUCCCUCUCAUUCUUCUUGCGUUUCUCGCUGUUUCUUCCUUGUGUUGUACGUAUUCUCCUGACCCCAUUUCAUUUCUUCUGUUGCUGUGGUCAGUUUUUCCCUCAUUUUUAUUUUUUUUUCUCUUCUGGGUAUUGCUAUUUCGUCUUCCCCUGAGAUUUUCCCUUGGGUCUUGGUCCGAAUUUGAACAGCUUGGGGUUGUUAUUUGGUGCCUUGAUCUUAUCAAAAUAUUGGGAAAUCGCCAAGACCCUGCCGGCUAGAAAUGGUUAAUAGAAACUGGAGUUGAAAUCAACCCAUGAUAAGAUCUUGUGAUGGGGUCCUUGAACUUGGAGAGGAAAUGGCUGUUUCCUCUUGUGAUAAGCUCUCUCAUAUGCAUAUUCCUUCUCGUCACCUUCUUCAACAUGGGUCUCGUCUCUUCACUUUACACAAUCAACUCGCUUUUUGCAAUCUUUCCCGGUCGAAUGACUAUGGACAACACAAGUGCUGUUUUUGCUGAAUCGAAGAUUGCACAACCUUCAUCUCCUGCGGGACCAACAAUCCCUCGCUUUGCUUAUUUGAUUUCUGGGUCGAAAGGUGAUUUGGAAAAGCUAUGGAGAAUCCUUAAAGCGUUGUAUCACCCUUUGAAUCAUUAUGUUGUCCACUUGGACCUCGAGUCACCAGCAGAGGAGCGAUUGGAAUUGGCUUCGCGAGUGGGAAACGAGUCACUUUUUGCCGAAGUUAAGAAUGUUUUCAUGAUCAGCAAGGCCAAUAUGGUUACCUACAGGGGACCUACCAUGGUUGCUAAUACUCUUCAUGCCUGUGCCAUUCUUCUUAAGAGGAGUAAGGAAUGGGAUUGGUUUAUCAACCUCAGUGCUUCUGAUUAUCCUCUUGUGACUCAAGAUGAUCUUCUUUUUACGUUCACAAAUUUAGAUCGAAACCUCAAUUUUAUUGAGCACACAAGCCAGUUGGGGUGGAAAGAGGACAAGCGAGCGAUGCCAUUGAUUGUAGAUCCUGGUCUAUAUUUGAUGACCAAAUCAGAUAUUUUCAACGUCAAUCCUUCACGAGCUUUGCCAACAGCAUUUAAAUUGUUUACUGGUUCAGCGUGGAUGGUUCUGUCUCGUGAGUUUGUGGAAUAUUUCAUUUGGGGUUGGGAUAAUCUUCCUAGGACCCUUCUCAUGUACUACAGUAAUUUCGUCUCCUCUCCCGAAGGUUAUUUUCACACUGUUAUAUGCAACGUGCCCGAGUUUGCUACUACAGCUGUGAACCACGACUUACACUACAUCUCUUGGGACAAUCCCCCCAAACAGCAUCCACAUACGCUUUCUCUUAACGACACAGGCAGAAUGAUCGCGAGCAAUGCUGCCUUUGCUCGUAAGUUCAAACAAGAUGACCCCGUGUUAGAUCUGAUCGACAGGGAUUUGCUUCAUCGGAAAAAAGGGGACUUCACUCCUGGUGGUUGGUGUGCAGGCCACCCCAAGUGUUCCACAGUCGGUAACCUGAUGAAAAUCAAACCAGGCGAAGGAGCUCAACGGCUUCACCGUCUUAUAACUAGACUAAUUUUGGCAGCUAGAUCCGGGGUAAACCAGUGUAAAUGAAUUUUGUACAAGUUUGUUGCAGUAGAACUCAAACGAACAAUUCGAGAAGGCGGAAGCGUAGGAGGAGAAAGCAAAAUCCCGGGUUCAUCCCAUCAACUCAUACAACAGUGCUUUGUUGAAAUGCACAGCAACAUUAUACGAACCAUUGCUACAACAGCAUGAUAAACUAAAGAAGGUUAGUUCCAAUAUUAGCUUAAAUGCAUCUUUCCACAGGUUGGGAUCAUUGGAGCUUUGAUAAAACCACAAGUUAUAGUUGAGAUCUAUUAUUUAUGUAAAACCUUUAUCCCACAAUAUUUCUAUACAUGCUGCUGCAUCUUUUUUUUCUUUCCCUUUUAUAAUAUCCCUUUUAUAGUAUAUGCUUUUGUUUUUCUUUCAUUUCUCAUUUGGAGCUUAUUUAGAUAUGCAUUCCUCCAUGAAGUCCAAGUCUUGUAGCAGUUCAAACGAAUGGAAUAAAUAAAACCUCAAACACUUUAUAUGGUCA